Orycteropus afer afer is the source of this 1338-nucleotide messenger RNA. It is a transcript of the gene WIPI1, whose product is annotated as WD repeat domain, phosphoinositide interacting 1. The record is from RefSeq and is a predicted model, not a curated record. Gene Ontology annotation, cellular component: phagophore assembly site membrane; extrinsic component of membrane; cytosol. The transcript has 13 exons. Lineage: Eukaryota; Metazoa; Chordata; Mammalia; Tubulidentata; Orycteropodidae. Bases 1 to 1338 code for a protein of 445 amino acids. Gene Ontology annotation, biological process: autophagy of mitochondrion; protein localization to phagophore assembly site; nucleophagy. Gene Ontology annotation, molecular function: phosphatidylinositol-3,5-bisphosphate binding; phosphatidylinositol-3-phosphate binding; protein binding.
AUGGCGGCCGAGGCCGCGGACGCCCCCUUGGGCGGGGUCGAGCCGGCGCUCAGUUGCUUCUCCUUCAACCAGGACUGCACCUCCCUAGCAAUUGGAACCAAAGCUGGGUAUAAGCUGUUUUCCUUGAGUUCCGUGGAGCAACUAGACCAAGUCCAUGGAAGCGAUGAGACCCCGGACGUCUACAUUGUCGAGCGCCUCUUCUCCAGCAGCCUGGUGGUGGUGGUCAGUCACACUAAGCCACGGCAGAUGAACGUGUAUCACUUCAAGAAAGGCACAGAGAUCUGCAAUUACAGCUACUCCAGCAACAUCCUCUCCAUCAGGCUGAACCGACAAAGGCUGCUCGUGUGCCUGGAGGGAUCCAUUUACAUUCACAACAUUAAAGACAUGAAGCUGCUGAAGACCAUCCUGGGCAUCCCUGCGAACCCGACAGGUCUCUGUGCCCUCUCUAUCAACCAUUCCAAUUCUUACGUGGCCUAUCCUGGGAGCCUGACUACAGGGGAGAUUGUGCUUUAUGAUGGAAACUCCCUGAAAACCGUCUGCACCAUUGCAGCCCAUGAGGGGACGCUGGCUGCCGUCACCUUCAACUCCUCAGGCUCCAAGCUAGCGAGCGCCUCAGAAAAGGGCACAGUCAUCCGCGUGUUCUCUGUACCUGACGGGCAAAAGCUCUAUGAGUUCCGGAGGGGAAUGAAGAGGUACGUGACCAUCAGCUCCCUGGUUUUCAGUAUGGACUCGCAGUUCCUCUGCGCCUCCAGCAACACCGAGACCGUGCACAUCUUCAAGAUGGAGCACCUCACCGACAGCCGCCCAGAAGAGCCAGCAACCUGGAGCGGCUACAUGGGAAAGGUGUUCAUGGCUGCUACCAACUACCUCCCCACCCAAGUGUCAGACAUGAUGAAUCAGGACAGGGCUUUCGCCACCGGGCGUCUGAGCUUCUCCGGGCAGAGGAACAUCUGUGCCCUGGCCACGAUCCAAAAAUUGCCACGGCUGUUGGUUGCCUCGUCCGACGGAUGCCUUUACAUCUACAAUCUCGACCCUCAGGACGGUGGGGAAUGCGUCUUAAUCAAGACCCACAGUUUACUGGGCUCAGGAACAACAGACGAGAAUAAAGAAAAUGGCCUCCGACCUUCAUUACCUCAGUCUUACGCAGCAACUGUAGCCAGACCCAGCACAUCCACCUCCACAGCACCAGGUUACUCUGAGGACGGCGGGGCGCUCCGCGGAGAGGUCAUCCCUGAACACGAGUUUGCGACGGGACCUGUGUGUCUUGAUGAUGAGAAUGAAUUCCCCCCUAUAAUCUUGUGCCGUGGAAGUCAGAAGGGCAAAACGAAGCAGUCAUGA